AUGACGAACAGUAUCUUUAGUCGUGUUCUAGGAAGAGGAGACUUGAAAACGGACAAGGGGUGUUUGUUGACAGGAAGUCGGCUGUGGACAAUCUCUUAUUCAAAAGGCAUCGAACAGCAAUCAUUGUCUUAUACUUUGGCGGCCUUUCUGGGCGGUGUUGCUGAACAAGAGGAUGACGCCAAAGUUGUUGUUCUUUUUAUGAAUAAUGAUUAUCAAACAAUAGAUACAGAACAAAUUGGACCGGUUUCUGCUAUUGAUAGACACAAUCAAACAUCAUUACUGAACAGGACAAAAACUGGUGUAAUUAAAUCAUUAACACGCUAUAUUAAUGUAUAUUUGAUACUGACACGGAAAUCAGAUGUGAAGAAAUAUGGAACAAACAAUGAUGGAAAUGCUGAUAAUAUUGUAUUUAUGAUUACGCAAAAGGGUGAGUAA
This is a messenger RNA of Didymodactylos carnosus, 435 nucleotides long. The record is from the annotation of a GenBank genome assembly. Lineage: Eukaryota; Metazoa; Rotifera; Eurotatoria; Philodinida; Philodinidae.